Messenger RNA from Anoplophora glabripennis (Asian longhorned beetle), 1929 nucleotides. It is a transcript of the gene TTLL12, whose product is annotated as tubulin--tyrosine ligase-like protein 12. NCBI's taxonomy places the organism in Eukaryota, Metazoa, Arthropoda, Insecta, Coleoptera, Cerambycidae. The transcript has a single exon. The record is from RefSeq and is a predicted model, not a curated record. Gene Ontology annotation, biological process: protein modification process. The coding region runs from base 64 to 1866 and encodes 600 amino acids.
UCUUGUGUUUUGUAAGGUUAUCUUUAAUUAUCAUAUAUCUUAUGGUUAGUGAUAUACUUAAAAAUGGGCCAUGAUUCUGAAAUAUUAGCUUUUCUUAAUAUACAUAAAGAUCAACUUGUUGCAUCUAACAUCCCACAACACUUCUGGAAUACUCUGUAUAAAAAACUAAUACACAAAUCUUUUAAUGCUGGAAAUACAUUUCAACUUUUGAAACUAGAUUACGAUCAAGAACGACAGCACCACGAACCUAUUUGGGCUCUACAAGCCUUAUCAAAAAUUGAUCGUUUGGAUCCCAAACAUAUUUAUCUCAUCGAUCAUGCAUGGACGUAUCGUGUUGAAAAGGCGAAACAAACACUUAUGCUUCACGAUUCACUUAGGGAACGUUUAUGCAAGAUGUUUGAUUUAAAUGACAGUGAUAAGAUGCAGAAAGAAGAUUUAGUGGACGCCAUCUUCAACUGUAUGUGGAAAUUUAACAAUAUGUAUACGAUUGGAAGUGCAACGACUAUAGAGGAUAAAUUACCAGUUUGGUACAUUAUGGAUGAAAUUGGCACUUCAGUUUUACAUAACGAUAAUCCAAAUUGUCGAAUCGUUCCGUUUUACUACAGCGAUGAACAAAUCACUUAUUCUUUAUUGUUCCCCAUUGAAGAUAUCGACGAAGCUGAUUUAAUAUUUCGUGAUUUCGCAGAAGGUAUAACAGAUCCUGAAAAAAGAUCGGCAUUUCUACUACCGUGGGUGCCUAAGUCGUUUAGACAUUAUAGUAUAUAUCCACCGAUGCCAGGGGAAGAUUACUUUUUAUCUGGUCACGUAAAAGAAAGUUUGCCGGUUUUGUCGAAUUUUACAAAUAAAGAAAGUAAAGAAACGAGAUGUGUCCUUAAAGUUUUCACUCAGUAUAGUUUAGUUAAAGAAUUCCUGACGGAUAACAAGUUCAAAAUAGUUGAAAAUGAGGAUGAAGCUGAUAUAUUAUGGCUUACUGAACAUUUUAAAGACUUUGAAACAUUAAGUAAGUCUCCUGAGAAAUUUGUUAGUCAGUUUCCAUUCGAGUAUGUUUUGACUGUGAAGGAUUUACUUUGCAUAACGUGUAGAAGGAAGAAUUCUGUGAAAUGGUUACCCGUUACGUAUAAUUUAUUAACUGAAAUUACUAAUUUUGUGAGUUAUUUUCAACAGAGGCACGACGAAGGGCCAGACAAUUAUUGGAUUGUAAAACCUUGCAACUUAGCGAGGAGUUUAGACAUACACAUCACCGACAACUUAGAUUAUAUAAUGAAGCUCGCUACGACGGGUCCAAAAAUUGUACAGAAGUACAUAACAAAUCCCGUCUUAUUUUACCGUCCGGAACGUAACGGUUUUGUGAAAUUCGAUAUAAGGUAUGUUAUUUUGUUAAAAUGUGUGAAACCAUUAGAGGUUUUUGUGUAUAAAGAGUUUUUCCUGCGAUUCGCAAACGUACCGUUUGAAUUGAACGAAUUUGACAAUUACGAGAAACAUUUUACUGUAAUGAACUAUACCGAGAAUACGCAGCUAAAGCACAUGAAAUGUGAAGAAUUUAAAGAGCAUUGGGAACGACAGUAUUGUAACUAUCCGUGGGCGACGGUAGAAAAGUCUAUCGUAAAAAUGUUGAGGGAAAUUUUGGAGUGUGGAGCCUUGGAACCCCCACCGUUGGGUAUCGCCGAAAAUCCCCAGUCAAGAGCGCUUUACGCCGCUGAUUUAAUGUUAGAAUGGACAGAAAAUGCCGCAAUGCAACCAAAAAUAUUAGAAGUUAACUUUACACCUGACUGUAAGAGGGCCUGUGAUUAUUAUCCAGACUUUUACAACGAUGUGUUUAAUCUGUUCUUUAUGAAUAAAAGUUUGGAAAAGUUUAUACCGUUAUAAAAUAGAAAAUAUUUGUGCCAUUCAAUGUGAACUUGAAAUAAUACAGUUUUGUCAAGAUAAAUA